GUGGCCUAAAUGACUCUGUGAACUCUGUGGUGGUGAUGCUGGUGAGUGUCAGGUUUAGUUCUGUGCAGUAACACUGCUCUUUAUGGAAACACUGAUCUGUCUUUUAUAACCCUGUUUUACUCUUGUCUCUGUCUUAUUCUGUUCUUUUAUGGACCAUGAGUCUGGAAUAAAUAAAUGAUGAUGAGUUUAUUGUUUGACAGGGAGCCAGGCCCAAAGGAGCAGCUGGACGCCAUAUUCAGGCGUCUGGAGGAGGACGUCCUGACUUUUGUCAAAGAGCAGCUGCAGAGGCUCCACAGGCUCCUGGCCUCAGAUUACCCAGAAUGCUCUGAGAGUGAGGAGGAGGAGCAGAGCAGCAGAGAGGUUCUGAACAUCACCCUGGACUUCCUGAGGAGGAUGGACCAGGAGCAGCUGGCCCAGCGCCUGCAGAACAGAAACACUGUUGGAGUUUGUAGAGAUAAACUGAAGUCUGAUCUGCAGCAGAGGUUCAGUCGUGUGUUUGAGGGCGUGGCUAAAGCAGGAGACUCCGCCCCCCUGACCCAGAUCUACACAGAGCUCUACAUCACAGAGGGCGGAGCCUCAGAGGUCAACCAGGAACAUGAGGUCAGACUCAUGGAGAUGGCGUCCUGGAGACCGGCCGCUCCAGAGACCAUCACAUGUGAAGAGCUCUUUAAACCCCGCCCACAUUCACCAGAGCCAAUCAGAUUGGUGCUGACGAAGGGCGUGGCCGGUGUGGGGAAAACAGUGCUGACUCAGAAGUUCAGUCUGGACUGGGCUGAAGGCCGGGCCCACCAGGACCUCCAGCUGCUGUUCCCGUUCACUUUCAGAGAGCUCAAUGUGCUCAGAGACACACAGUUCAGCCUGGUGGAGCUGCUGCACCACUUCUUCAGUCCAUCCAAACAUCUCUGCAGCUUCCAACAGCUCCAGGUGCUCUUCAUCUUUGACGGUCUGGACGAGUGCAGACUUCCUCUGGACUUCAGUCGAACCCGAGUCCUGACCGACCCCACAGAGUCCACCUCAGUGCACGUGCUGCUGGUGAACCUCAUCAGGGGGAGCCUGCUUCCCUCCGCUCUCCUCUGGAUAACCACGCGCCCCGCCGCGGCCAAUCAGAUCCCUGCUGAGUGCGUCUCCAUGGUGACAGAGGUCAGAGGGUUCACCGACCCACAGAAGGAGCAGUACUUCAGGAAGAGGUUCAGAGACCAGGCCACAGCCGUCAUCUCCCACAUCAAGAGCAUCCGCAGCCUCCACAUCAUGAGCCACAUGCCGAUCUUCUGCUGGAUCCUCUCCACAGUUCUACAGAAACUUCUGGAACAAACAGAACCAGAGCUGCCCCAGACUCUCACACAGAUGUACGUCCACUUCCUGGUGGUGCAGGCCAAAGUCCAGAACAUCAAGUAUCACCAGGGAUCAGGGGAGGACCUUCACUGGACUCCAGAGACCAGGGAGAUGGUGAAGUCUCUGGGAAAACUGGCCUUUGAGCAGCUGCAGAAAGGAAACCUGAUCUUCUACGAGAGUGACCUGAGCGAGUGUGGGCUGGACGCUGCAGCGGCCUCAGUGUACUCCGGAGUGUUCACACAGAUCUUUAGAGAGGAGCCAGGCCUGUACCAGGACAAGGUCUACUGCUUCAUCCAUCUGAGUGUGCAGGAGUUUCUGGCUGCUCUUCACGUCCAUCAGACCUUCAUCAACUGUGGGGACAACCUGCUGAAGACACCACACUCCUCUGAGAAUCCUGAGUCUGACACGGAUGAGUACUAUUCAGCUUCAGAGGACAAUUCCUCUGAAAGUCCUGAGUCUGUGGCAGCCUUCUACUGCUCUGCUGUGGACCAGGCCUUACAGAGUCCAAACGGACACCUGGACCUGUUCCUGCGCUUCCUCCUGGGACUGUCUCUGCCGACCAAUCAGAGGCUGCUGCAGGGUUUGCUGACUCACACAGGAAGUGAAGAGACCAAUCAGGAGACAGUAAAGUACAUCAAAGAGAAGCUGGAUGAAAAGGGUCUGUCUGCAGAGAGAAGUCUGAACCUGCUCCACUGUCUGAACGAACUGAACGACCAAAGUCUGGUGAAGCAGAUACAGUGGUACAUGACAAGAGGACAAUUCUCCUUUUUAAGGUCUCCUGCUCUGUGGUCGGCUUUGUCCUUCCUCUUACUGUCCUCAGACUCAGACCUGGAGGAGUUUGAUCUGAGGAAAUACCAGGGCUCAGAGACAGCUCUCCUGAAUCUGCUGCCGGUGGUCAGAGCCUCCACCAAAGUCCUUCUUUGUGGCUGUGGUCUGUCUCCUCACAGCUGUGCUCCUCUGGCCUCAGUCCUCAGCUCCUCCAGUCUCACACAUCUGGAUCUCACUAACAACGACCUCCAGGACUCAGGAGUGGAGCUGCUGUGUUCUGGACUGAAGAGCGCCCCCUGCAGACUGGAGACUCUCAGGCUGUCUGGAUGUCUGGUCUCAGAGAGGGGCGGGGCUGCUCUGGCCUCAGCUCUGAGCUCCGCCUCCUCCCACCUGAGAGAGUUAGACCUCAGCUACAACCAUCCAGGACCCUCAGCAGAGCUCCUGACCGCUCUACGGGACGACCCCCACUGCCCCCUGCAGUCUCUCAGGUUGGAUCCUGCUGGAGAACAGUGGAUGGUCCCAGGUCUGAGGAAGUAUUCCUGUGAGUUUUCUCUGGAUCCAAACACAGCUCACAGAAACAUCAAACUGUCUGAGGACAAACGGACAGUGACCUUUGUGACAGAGGAGCAGCAGUAUCCAGAUCAUGAGGACAGAUUUACAGACUGCCGUCAGGUCCUGAGCUGCACUGGCCUGAGGGGGCGCUGUUACUGGGAGGUUCAGUGGAGCGGGUGGGACAUUGAAAUAGCAGUGAGUUACAGAGGAAUCAGACGGAGAGGAAAGAGAGAGGAGUGUAGGUUUGGAGGCAAUGAUCAGUCCUGGAGUCUGAGGGUCGAAUAUGGAUAUUACCAUUUCUAUCACAACAACAGACAUACAGCCCUUUACUCCUCCUCUGGUCCCUCAGAUCGAGUGUCUGUGUUCCUGGACUCUGAGGCUGGAUCUCUGUCCUUCUAUAAGGUUCUCUCUGAUGGAAAACUGUUCCACCUCCACACCUCCAGCUCCUCCUUCACUGAGCCUCUGUUUCCUGGGUUUGGACUGUUGGAUGAACAUUCCUCUGUGUCUGUGGUGGAUCUGAGGAGAGCGCCCCCUGCUGGACCUCUUUGACUCUUUUAUGACAUAAAUAUUAUUUCCAUCAAUCUUUCCUAAAUCAGUAUAAAUGUAAAUUAAAAAAUAAACACAUGAA
Molecule: messenger RNA, 3280 nt
Organism: Boleophthalmus pectinirostris (great blue-spotted mudskipper)
Lineage: Eukaryota; Metazoa; Chordata; Actinopteri; Gobiiformes; Gobiidae
Product: NACHT, LRR and PYD domains-containing protein 3-like
Exons: 7
Coding region: 175-3201 (1008 amino acids)
Molecular function (GO): protein binding
Source: RefSeq, a predicted model, not a curated record